Gloeophyllum trabeum ATCC 11539 is the source of this 1996-nucleotide messenger RNA. Its product is annotated as alcohol oxidase. Gene Ontology annotation, molecular function: flavin adenine dinucleotide binding; oxidoreductase activity, acting on CH-OH group of donors. Bases 107 to 1996 code for a protein of 629 amino acids. The record is from RefSeq and is a predicted model, not a curated record. The transcript is spliced from 15 exons. NCBI's taxonomy places the organism in Eukaryota, Fungi, Basidiomycota, Agaricomycetes, Gloeophyllales, Gloeophyllaceae.
CAGUACACGCCUUCCCGCGAUAUAUUCGGUGUCGCCCAGCACUUAUAAUCCCACUGAAUCUUUUCCUACUACCAGGACCUGCUCCGGAGCAUCAGCGCCGUGCUCAAUGAGGUUCCAUCCCUUCCUCGCAGUCCUUGCUGCCGCAGCCUUUGUUCAUGGCGAGAUAUACUCUGACCCAGCUGAGAUCAUCGACGAACGUUACGACUAUGUCAUCGUCGGCGCUGGUGCAGGGGGCAGCGUCCUGGCUAACCGACUCACAGAAGAUCCCAGCAAGAAGGUCCUACUGAUUGAAGCAGGAUCUAGGCAAGCCGACUACAAAAACUUAAACAUAGAAGUCCCAUGGUUCGCAGCGUUGCUGGCCAACUCGAGAUUUGACUGGAAUUAUACUACCGUACCGCAGCCUGGAUUGAACAACCGCUCCCUCCCGUUCCAACGAGGUCGCGUACUGGGGGGAUCCACGGCAGUCAAUUACAUGAUCCAUAACCGCGGCUCUCGGGAUGAUUGGGACCGCUAUGCUGAAGUUACCGGAGACAAGGGAUGGUCCUGGGACGCCAUGUAUCCCUACAUGCUGAAGAUCGAGAAACUGGUGCCUCCAGCGGACGGUCACAACACCGACGGCCAGAUAGACCCUUCCAUUCACGGCACAGACGGACCACUUGCUAUCAGUCUUCCGGGUUUUCUGCUAGGGACGGACGAAAGAGUCGUCAACGCCUCGCACGAACUCCCUGAAUUCCGCUACAAUAUCGACCAGAACUCCGGGGAUAUGAUAGGAAUUGGCUGGGCACAGUCCACGAUUGCAAAUGGUACACGCACAACGUCUGCCGGUUCCUAUAUUGAGCCUGCCCUUCUACGCCCCAACCUGGAUAUCCUAGUCGAUACCCAGGUCACGAAAGUGUUGCAGACAGGCAAUCAUGAUGGCACGCCGGUAUUUCGCGGAGUAGAGUUCGCGCAGUCUGCGACUGGCCCCCUCUUUCAGAUUAACGUCACCGACGAGGUAAUCCUUGCUGCAGGCGCGAUCAAUACGCCACAAAUACUACUACUUUCUGGAAUCGGUGAUUCCGCAGAACUCACUCCUCUUGGCAUCGAGACCCUGGUAGACCUGCCUGAUGUCGGAAAAAAUCUGCAGGAUCACCCCUUGCUGACCUCAUCGUAUACCGUCAACUCCGACGAUACCCUCGAUAACUUGAUAAGCGACGCAGCCUAUGCUGGGCAGCAAUUCGCUCUGUGGCAGGCCAACCGCACCGGUCAGCUCGUGCUUUCACCUACAAACCAAAUAGGCUGGUUCCGACUGCCCGAGAAUGCCAGCAUCUGGGAGACGCACCCCGACCCCACUGCCGGGCCCACGUCUUCCCAUUACGAGUUUGUUUUCACUGACGCGUACAUUUCGUUUGUGGGCGGGCCCCGACCCUCCGGUCACUUCUUCACUGUCUUUACCAACGUGAUUUCUCCCACUUCCCGCGGGAGUAUCACGCUCAAGAGCAGCAACCCAUUCGACCCGCCCCUGAUGGAUCCCAACAUGCUCGGGACAGACGUGGACACCUUCGUCAUGCUCGAGGCGGUCAAGGCGGCUCGCAGGUUCAUGUCGGCGCCCGCCUGGAACGGCUAUAUCCUGGAGGAAUACGGGCCGUUCGCAGAGGUACACACCGACGAGGAGAUCAUCGCGUAUGCUCGCAAGUACGCUUCAACAGUUAACCACGCUAGCUGCACAGCGGCGAUGGGGAAGCGAGGCGUCGUGGGUGAAGGGAAGGGCGUACUCAACCCGGAUCUUACGGUAAAGGGAACGGUUGGGCUGAGGGUCGUCGAUGCUUCCGCUUUCCCAUAUGUGCCUGCGGCGCACCCGAUGGCGCCGGUAUAUCUGUUGGCUGAGCGGGCUGCUGACUUGAUCCGCAUGUCCGAGCUUCUGGAUUCCCGUGCUGUCCUUGAUGCUAGCAGACCUGGCGAGUGGCGGCUGAUGAAUCAGUUGCAAGAACUGCUUCCUUUCAGAUUACCUUUCUGA